ACACGUCAAGCCCUAACACCUACUUUUCCUCUUUUUGGAUUUCUUCUAAGAUGUCAUCAUGUUGCUGAAAGUCAAGUACCAAAGUUCCAAGAAGUACAUACGGUUACAGCCAGGUUUCACAUACUUGGAGUUCAUCAGUGAAGUGAAAAACAAGUUUGGACUUCCUGAUGUUACUGAACUGCACAUUUUUGAUGAGACUGACACAGCGGUGGAGGAAGACAUCUUUCUUGAACUUAUAGAGGCCAAUCCUGACAUAUGCCUGACUGUAUGUGACAGUGCAGCAGGAGAUGCUCAUUCAACAUCAUCGUCCCUCACGGAUACCAUGUCUCUGUCCUCAAGUGACAGUGAUCUUCACAGAGAUUUGGGGAUCCCCGUUACUGGAAGUAGACUGAGCACUGGGGCCAAGAACAAGCCUACCACAGAAGUUUCAGAGUCAGAGGCUGCAAAAGAGAUGGUAGAAAAUGCAUUGCGCAUAAAACCUGGAGGUGAGGAUGUCUUGGAGGAGUACAAGUCUGAGAAAUCACUGCAGCAUCGCACGCGCAGGCAGCUUGUUAACAUACUAGCUAGUCACAUGACUGAGAUGCAUGGGAGGAUUCCUUCACGUAAGCAGAAAGAGAAGUAUGCCUUGGGAAUCAUUACACUUUUUCCUUCGCUGAAGGAUCCUUUUUCUCCAAAAGGCUAUCUAAACCAAGACUUCCAACUGUUGUUUGGGGCUGAAACCGCAUCUAAGCUCCUUGAGAAGUGGGAAAUAGCGUUUAAACCCAAGAUUAUUGAUGAGGCCCGACAUCUGACUCGAUCAGCUGAGGUGCACCAACUUCUGAAAGCUGCUGAGAAACUUGCAACAAAUGAUGGUCGGAAGAGGACAAAAAUUAGUCCAUGUGAUGCUGUGGACAAAAUGGUGCACUUUCAUAAGUCAAACUGCAGCAUUGAUGAACACCUGCGGAAACGAGAGGGAAAGCAGCCAUACAUCCUUGCUGUGGGCCGCACCCAAAACAACAUCCAUCAGUUCUACAUUGUCGUGGACAAGCACCUUAUCCCCUGCCAAGCCACCAGCUCCUUGGGUGCUUUUGAUGAAUUGUUUAAAUCUCACUACGUUUUCAACCUGUCCUAUGAUGAGUCCCUGGUCCAGCUCUACACAUUUGUGCAAACAGCAAUCUACAGCAUUGAUGCUACAACAACAAGUGGCUCUCCAAGGGUUUGUGAACUUCGGGCAAAGUUCUUCAACUAA
Molecule: messenger RNA, 1228 nt
Organism: Pelmatolapia mariae (spotted tilapia)
Lineage: Eukaryota; Metazoa; Chordata; Actinopteri; Cichliformes; Cichlidae
Exons: 8
Coding region: 59-1228 (389 amino acids)
Source: RefSeq, a predicted model, not a curated record